AUGACUGAAGCUAAUAACAAUAUUGAUGACAACCCAGUGGAAGAAUCCAUAAAAAACUUUAACCGAUGUUUAAUUGAUAUCAAUGAUGAAGUUGUGGAGGGCAUAGUUGAUUCAAGCUCAAAAUGUCCAAUUAUUACUUAUGAGAUUGCAAAAAAAUUUGGUUUCAUAAAAGAUAAAAGUUUAUACAAUAUUACUGAUAAAGCAGUAUCUGAUAUUGUUAAGCAAGUAUCAGGUAAAAAAAUCUGGAUCUCUCUUCACCGAUUACUAGAGAUAGUAAAACCUGAG
Racocetra fulgida is the source of this 285-nucleotide messenger RNA. The record is from the annotation of a GenBank genome assembly. Lineage: Eukaryota; Fungi; Glomeromycota; Glomeromycetes; Diversisporales; Gigasporaceae.